Messenger RNA from Meloidogyne enterolobii, 2395 nucleotides. The record is from the annotation of a GenBank genome assembly. NCBI's taxonomy places the organism in Eukaryota, Metazoa, Nematoda, Chromadorea, Rhabditida, Meloidogynidae.
UUUUUCAUUUUUUAAAUUUUUUAGAAUUCAAGAAAAUAUUUUUAUGGCACAUUCAGAAGCCAUUCCCUCACAAACUGGAGGACUCGAAGGGUCAUGUAUGGAGCCGGGAUGCUUUGCAGGGAAAUCUAUGGCUGUUUUUACAAGUGGUGGUGAUUCUUCAGGCAUGAACAGUGCUGUUCGAUCUGUUGUUAGAACGGGGCUCUAUUUUGGAUGUCGUGUCUUCUUCAUUAAAGAAGGAUAUGAUGGAAUGGUUAAAGGCGGUGAUAAUAUUCUUGAAGCCAAUUGGAAUUCCGUGUCUGACAUAAUCCAAUGGGGUGGCACAAUUAUUGGUUCUGCUCGUUGCAAAGAGUUUAGAGAACGUCCUGGACGAAGAAUUUCUUGCAAGAAUCUGAUAGCUAAAGGUAUUACUCAUUUGGUCUGUAUUGGCGGUGAUGGAUCUCUGACAGGAGCCAAUACUUUUCGUCAGGAAUGGCCAUCACUGGUUAAAGAGCUUUUGGAUGCGAAAGAAAUAACUGAAGAACAAGCAAAGAAUUGUGCUAAUAUUCAGAUUGUUGGUUUGGUUGGUUCUAUUGACAAUGACUUUUGUGGUACAGACAUGACUAUUGGAACGGAUACUGCUCUUCAACGAAUUGUUGAGGCCAUUGACUCUGUCGUCUCAACUGCUCAAAGUCAUCAACGUGCUUUUGUUAUUGAAGUUAUGGGACGCCAUUGUGGCUAUUUGGCAUUGGUUGCUUCUUUGGCAAGUGAAGCUGAUUUUUGCUUUAUUCCUGAAUGGCCACAGCCUGUUAAUUGGGAAGAGGUUCUUUGCAAAAAAUUGGAAAAUUCGCGUGAACUGAAUCAACGUUUAAACAUUAUGAUUGUUGCUGAGGGAGCUAUAGAUCGUGAAGGAACACCGAUAUCUAGUGAAAAAGUCUGUAAUUCGGUUAAAACUCGUCUCGGUUAUGACACUCGCAUAACUGUUCUUGGACAUGUACAGCGAGGUGGAAGUCCGUCGACCUUCGAUCGUCUUCUUGGAUGUCGGAUGGGCGCAGAAGCAACUUUGGCAUUAAUGCAAAUGACGCCAGAAUCGGAACCUUCGGUAAUUUCUACUGAUAGCAAUCAAAUGGUUCGUGUUCCUCUAAUGGAAUGUGUUCGUCGUACUCAAGAUGUUUCUAUGGAUGCUAAAAACUUUGAAAAAGCUGUUCACCUUCGCGGACAAAGUUUCCAACGUAAUUUGAAUACUUAUCGUUUGCUCACAAAAUUGCAUACACCAAAAGAGAAAGAUAAUUUGUCUGGAGGAGUUAGUUAUAAUGUUGCGGUUAUGAAUGUUGGUGCUCCCGCUGGAGGAAUGAAUGCUGCAGUCCGUGCUUUUGUUCGGAUGGCUCUCUAUCAUCGCUGUAAAGUUUUUGGAAUCAAUAAUGCAUUUGAAGGUUUGGCAGAGGGUAAAAUAGAAGAGCUUGAUUGGGAGGCAGUUGCUGGUUGGGGUCGAGUAGGUGGAUCUAAACUCGGAACACAAAAACAGUUACCAACAAAAUAUAUGGAUCAAAUUGCUGUUCAGUUAAAGAAAUAUCAAAUUCAAGCGCUGUUGAUUGUUGGCGGAUUUGAGGCUUUUCAUUCUGCUUUGAUUCUGUCCCGUAACAAGGAACAAUAUCCAGAAUUUGCUAUUCCGAUUUGUGUUGUUCCUUGUACAAUAAGUAACAACGUUCCUGGUACUUCUCUUUCUCUAGGGUCUGAUACAGCACUUAAUGAGAUCUGCCGUCUUGUUGAUAAUAUUAAACAAUCGGCAAAUGGAACUAAACGACGAGUUUUUAUCAUCGAAACAAUGGGUGGUCAUUGUGGUUAUUUGGCAACAUUUGCAGCUUUAGCUACGGGGGCUGAUAAUGCUUAUAUUUUUGAAGAACGUUUUACUGCUGACGAUAUAAAGGAAGACGUAAAAGUAAUUGCAGAAAAGAUGAAGACGGGUGUACAGCGUUACUUGAUUGUUCAAAGUGAAGGUGCUAGUGCAAACUACAAUACCGACUUUGUGGACAGACUCUUUAGAGAGGAAGGAAAAGGAGAGUUCUCAACGCGUGUUAAUAUUCUCGGGGGUAGGCCAACUCCUUUUGAUCGUAACUUGGGUGCUAAAUUUGGAAUUCGUGCGUUGGAGCAUUUGUUGGAGCUGCUCAAUCUUAAAAGAAAGGGAGAUACUAAAACAGAUUGUUGCGGAUUGUUAGGACUUGUUGAUCGUGCUUUACUCUUUACACCUGUAGAAGAGUUGGCAUCAAAUACUGACUUUGAUAAUCGACUUCCAAAGCAUCAAUGGUGGCUUAAGGUUCGACCACUCCUUCGCAUUCUCGCAAAACAUCAAGCAUCGUAUGAACAGACAGCGAAAGACUUAGAGCUUGAAGAAUCUGAUAGUGAUGAGAAAGAAGAAUAG